Oldenlandia corymbosa var. corymbosa is the source of this 1213-nucleotide messenger RNA. NCBI's taxonomy places the organism in Eukaryota, Viridiplantae, Streptophyta, Magnoliopsida, Gentianales, Rubiaceae. The record is from the annotation of a GenBank genome assembly.
GGAAAACAUGGGAGAACGAAAAGUACUGAACAAAUACUACCCGCCGGACUUUGAUCCGUCGAAGGUUCGGCGACGGAGCAAACCUCUGCAGAUGACAGUCCGGAUGAUGCUUCCAAUGAGUAUCCGGUGCGCAACUUGCGGAAAUUACAUGUCUAAAGGUACAAAGUUCAAUAUCAGGAAAGAAGAUGUGGCAAAAGAGAGGUAUUUGGAUUGUAUUCAAAUAUUCCGUCUCUAUUUCAAGUGUAACAAUUGCUCAGCAGAGAUUACGAUUAAGACCGACCCAAAAAACUCAGAUUAUGUCGUUGAAUCGGGCGCGAAAAGGAAUUUCGAACCCUGGCGUGCGGAUGAUGAGGAAGAAGACAAAGAGAAGCGGAAAAGGGAGGCUGAAGAAAUGGGAGAUUCGAUGAAAUCUUUGGAGAAUCGAACUUUAGAAUCAAAACGACAAUUGGAUAUGGAUGCUGCUUUGGCUGAAAUAAAAUCUAUGAAGUCAAGGCAAGCAACUCUAAAUGUGGCGGAUAUGCUAGAUGAUUUGCAAAGCUCGCGGCGGUCGCAGGAAGAGAUAGAAAAAGAGUUGAGUGAAGAAGAUGAAGCUCUAGUGAGAUCCAUAUUUAACAGAACAUCAAACCAUGGAUUAAUUGUCCGAAGGAUUAAUGAUGAAGACAUCGCUGAUGAUGAUGAUGGAUAUGAUUUUAGGUCAAAGAGGACAAAACUGGACCAUGAACAAACUGUAAGCAACCCACUAGGCAAAGAUAAAGUGGAUGUUUCAGCUGGCUCAUCAAACGGGAAAAAUAUUAUUUUUAGGUCGCCGGCCGUGAGGGUUUCUGUUAAGAAGAAAGAAUCUUCUGGAGUUAAAGUUAAAGGAGAGACGGUAGAAGGAUCAACCUCUGGAUCUGCUGGUUUGCAAUCAUUGUUUCAACAAUAUGAGAGUGAGGAUGGUGACUAAUUUUAUUAUUAUUUUUUUUUUAAUAUAGUCUCUCGUUUUACAAAACUAGUUAACCUUAUUAUACCGUUUUAGUUUAAAAUGACGAGUACAUUUUUAAAACGUCUAUUUCCUCUUAUUGAAAGGACACCUGAUAUUAUAUUAGGCUUCAAAUGGUGUUAAGACUUUUCCCAUAGGUGAACAUCCGAUAUCACAGUUUGAUUGUAGCAUUUGGUUCCAAGCUACUGUUCUGCCUCUUGAUUCCGGCUCUGCUGCUGAUCUCGGUCACCGAAC